Messenger RNA from Vitis riparia (riverbank grape), 1513 nucleotides. Its product is annotated as myb-related protein 306-like. Bases 195 to 1178 code for a protein of 327 amino acids. Gene Ontology annotation, biological process: response to auxin. The record is from RefSeq and is a predicted model, not a curated record. Lineage: Eukaryota; Viridiplantae; Streptophyta; Magnoliopsida; Vitales; Vitaceae. The transcript is spliced from 3 exons.
UUGCUACUUUUAGGUCAGCGUCCUCAUCUUCUCAGGUAUCUUUUCUAUAUAUGCAGAUCAGGCAACGUUGGGCUUAGAAGCUUUGUCUUGGCUUUUAGAAGAAGAAAAGGAGGAGGGUAAAGGAGAGAGGGAGAAGCCCAUUUUGUGUAGAGCCCUCAAAGAAAUUAAGAAGACUGGUAGGAGAAGCAGGUGACAUGGGAAGACCACCUUGCUGUGAUAAAAUCGGUGUGAAGAAAGGACCAUGGACACCUGAAGAAGAUAUCAUACUAGUCUCUUAUAUCCAGGAACAUGGUCCGGGGAAUUGGAGGGCUGUUCCUACUAAUACAGGAUUGCUUAGAUGCAGUAAGAGUUGCAGGCUUAGAUGGACUAACUACCUCCGGCCUGGAAUCAAAAGAGGUAACUUUACCGACCAUGAGGAGAGGAUGAUCAUUCACCUUCAAGCUCUUUUGGGCAACAGAUGGGCUGCCAUAGCUUCUUAUCUUCCUCAGAGAACAGACAAUGACAUCAAGAACUAUUGGAAUACCCAUUUGAAGAAAAAGCUGAAAAAGCUUCAAACAGGCUCAUCCUCAGAUGGUCACUCUAGAGAUGUGUCCCUAGCAUCACAGUCAAUCUCAAGAGGCCAGUGGGAGAGAAGGCUUCAAACUGAUAUCCACAUGGCUAAGCAAGCUCUUCAUGAGGCCUUGUCUCUGGAGAAGCCACACAGUUCCUCUGAUCAAUUGAACCCCACUAAUGGCUAUCAGACUUGCACAAGACCUGGUCAAGCAUCUUCCUAUGCAUCCAGUACUGAGAACAUUGCUCGGUUGCUAGAAGGGUGGAUGAGAAAUUCGCCCAAGCAAGCUAGAGCAAGCUCAGCUACCACUCAAAAUUCAUUCAUCAACACUGCUGGGACCGAUUCCACCUCUAGUGAAGGGACCCCAAGUGCAGCAAACAACGAAGACAUUGAAUUAACUGAAGCAUAUGAAAUGCUCUUUGGAUUCGACUCCUUGGACUCUUCCAAUUCUGAAAUUUCCCAAUCUAAAUCCCCUGAGGCAAGCUUUUUCCAGGAAGAAAGCAAGCCGGAUCUCAGCGACCAAGUGCCAUUGUCAUUCCUUGAGAAGUGGCUAUUUGAAGAAGGCGGUGCUCAAGGAAAAGAAGACCUUACUGAUAUCUCAUUAGAUGAAAGUCCUGAUUUUUUUUGAAGGGGGUUCUUCUUUUGGGGUUCUUGAUCACCAGAAUCCUUAUGUCUCUUCUAUGUUCUAGGCCUAUAACUCACUCUGGCCUGCACGGGAAGAGAUCAGUACUAUCAGUACUAGUCCUUUAGUGCUAGAACAGAAGUGUAUAUCUCACAUUUUUGUGUUAUAUGAAUUGACUAAGAAUAAAUUCAUUUUGCUUUGAUUUGCUGGUUAGAUCAAAUGAUCAAUAUCUGUAAGUUCUGUUUUCUUGAGUAUGAUUUCAUGCUCCGAACUCGAGCUUUUCAAAUUUUAUAUGUAAGACCAUGUGAUUUCUAUUGGUUGCCAUUGCUUAUUUCUAUGUA